AUGAUAGAAAGAACGAAUCUGAUUGAACACAUCAGCAGAAACACCUGGGGUCUGGGCCCAAAGAAUGCCCGUCUCAUCUACAAAGGAGCCAUUGAACCGGGAAUAUUAUACGGAGUACAAGUAUGGGGAGAAGCACUGGAGAAAAACUAUAAUAAAAAGAAAUUAACAACAAUACAAAGAAAAGCUGCCAUUAGAAUAUGCAGGGCAUAUAGAACUUCUCCUACGGACGCCCUAUUGGUGAUGGCCAAAUUAAAACCAAUACAUCUGGCUGCCAAGGACAUCAUAUGGGAAAGAAGCCUAAUCAAAGGAAAAAACAAGUUUAAAACAGAAGAACAGAUAACGACGGAAAUAAAGAAAGGCCAACUCCCCGAUAACAAACAACUAAUCAAAACAAUUAUAGAAAAUGAUACGGAAGACAUAGACAAAACAACAAUCAUUGCCAAUCCAGCAGAAAAAGAGACAUACAAAAUAAAAUUGAACUACAAAGAAGCCACCGACAAAAGAAACAUCAUAAACAUAUACACAGAUGGAUCGAGAACUAGCACAGGGGUGGGAAGUGGAAUCAUAAUUAAAGGAAAAAAUGGAAAUACAAUGUAUCAAGGUUCAUUCAAAAUAGCGGAUUACUGUACAACUGUGCAAGCUGAGACAUUUGCCAUAUAUAAAGCUCUGGAUCACAUUUACAAAAAUAAAAAUCAUUAUAGAGGUGAAUUAAACAUUCAUACGGAUAGCCAAACGGCUCUGUCAAUUCUUAAAACAAAAAACAGGAAAACUAAAUUAACAAAUGAAUUGAUACAGAUAUCUGAAAAAAUACAAAGAAUCCGGAACAUCACUUUCAGCUGGAUUCCAGGCCAUCAAGGCCAUAAAGGAAAUGAGAUGGCGGAUGAAUUAGCCAAAAGAGCGACAAGAACUGACAUAAAUAGGAUCUAUACAAGGAUUCCAAUAAAGGAAAUUAAAAAACAAAUUAAGAAUAUAACGGAAAAAAUAUGGCAACAGGAAUGGACAACAUCUACAACUGGCCGCAAUUGUUUCAAGUACUUCCCUAACAUAAAAGACAGAUUACAAAACAAAGUUUUUAAUCUCUCAUUUGGGAUCACACAAUGUAUAACAAAUCAUGGUAACUUUAAAGCAUAUUUACAUAGAUUCAAGAAAAUAGAUAAUCCCUAUUGCGACAUUGAUACCACUAAAGAAGACAACGCUCACCAUUAUUUAAUGGAAUGCACCAAAUUUAAUAAUCAACGAGAGACCUUUAUAGAAAAAUGCUUACGUGCAGGCCAUAAUUGGCCCCCGAGAGACACUGAUCUAGUAACAGAUAAAAACCUGUUUAAAGCUUUGGAAAAAUAUAUAAACGACACUAAGGUGCUUAUUGAAAUUAACCACAAAAACAAACAUCAAAAGGAUGACAGACAAAAUAGUGACAACAAAGAACACAUGACUGACAACUCGGAAGAAGAGGAAGACAUCAUCAGAAGGGAGGAUGAUGAAAGUGAUACAGGAAUUCAGACUACAACAGGUGAAGAAAGGGGAGUAGAGAGUGAGACUUCUGCGUGA
Messenger RNA from Centruroides sculpturatus (bark scorpion), 1548 nucleotides. RefSeq lists its product as uncharacterized. Gene Ontology annotation, molecular function: RNA-DNA hybrid ribonuclease activity; nucleic acid binding. NCBI's taxonomy places the organism in Eukaryota, Metazoa, Arthropoda, Arachnida, Scorpiones, Buthidae. The transcript has a single exon. The record is from RefSeq and is a predicted model, not a curated record. The coding region runs from base 1 to 1548 and encodes 515 amino acids. Gene Ontology annotation, biological process: DNA replication, removal of RNA primer.